Molecule: messenger RNA, 669 nt
Organism: Notodromas monacha
Lineage: Eukaryota; Metazoa; Arthropoda; Ostracoda; Podocopida; Cyprididae
Source: the annotation of a GenBank genome assembly
CUGUUUCGAGAGUUUAUCGUGUCGUUGAUCCUUCCGCGGUUGAUGUAAAUGUUUUUUUUAGGAAACCAGGAAGAUUGCCAUUCUCUAUCGUUGAACCUGACGGGUGUUGUCUCUUCCUGAACCUGGCGAAUUUUCUACCGAGGAAGUCGAAGCGAAAACAGUUCCUGAACGGAAAGCUAGUCUCGGUUCUCGUGAAUAUUUGCGGAGUUUCACGUUCUUCUCGUGAAUCCAUUACUUCUGUCGGGAUACCGUGUGGAUCUACGGAUCACGAAUUGAACUUCCCAUUGCCACCUCUGUGUUUGGCGUGCGGUGCUUUUUUGGACAUCAAGUCCAAGUACAGUAGUGGUUGAACGAAUUGAAAGGUGCGCCGCGCAUCAACCUCGUUUUUUAAGAAUGAGUCUUUCGACCAAAGAGGAUGCUCAGCAAGGCGUGAAACCAAACGAGGGAAAAGUCAAAAGCGGGCGUAAAUUUACGGACUCCAGAUCGUAUCCGAAGAACUUCCCGCCUUGGCACGACGGAUUCAUCAACGGCCCCAGCAACGUGCCAUACUGGAACAACUUUCAAAGUACUCCGCGAAGCUCUGAAUGGUUGGAUGACUACAACACAAACAAUGCCUACCCCUACAACCACAGGCCCCACAUGUACCGAGCUUUUACUAACUGGUACCCG